This is a messenger RNA of Limulus polyphemus (Atlantic horseshoe crab), 4664 nucleotides long. RefSeq names its product dystrophin-like. The transcript is spliced from 26 exons. The record is from RefSeq and is a predicted model, not a curated record. Lineage: Eukaryota; Metazoa; Arthropoda; Merostomata; Xiphosura; Limulidae. Gene Ontology annotation, molecular function: zinc ion binding; protein binding. Gene Ontology annotation, cellular component: plasma membrane. Gene Ontology annotation, biological process: synaptic signaling. The coding region runs from base 384 to 3794 and encodes 1136 amino acids.
CUGGCGUGCGAUUCUUGUAGUGUAAUACCUCGCGUGUUACAUCACAAAACUAGUCAGUGAGCCAUGAUUAACAUGAUUUCUUCAUCUUUCAAAAAAUACGACUUUUCUCUUCUUAACAAGACAUAUUGAUGAUAUGAACGACUAGGGGGGCUUACCCGUUCUGAAGAGAGGGCGCUAUCUUCUGUAAGAAGAACAAAAGGCAGUAGCGUCAUUAGUAAAGCUGAUUCGUGAGUUACACAUGAAGCGUAAACUUGAACGUCACAAUUCUACAACAGUGUUUAACAUUGGAGUAGAAUUACUAUAGACAGACAGUAAAGGACAAGCUUGUAUUUCUUGUGCAACAUCAAUCACCGAGGAACGCCUGAGAGAAUCACACUUCCAUAAUGGCACAGCAACGACAAGCGUGGGACGGAGGAAAAGAGCGAGAAUUGCAGAGGAAACGACAUUUGGAAGCUAUGAUGAUUAAUAGACGCACUUUUGAAGACCGCAAACGUGAUGUAAAAACUUGGCUCGAUCGAAUCGAGAAUAGGGUAGAAAGACUUCCCCCUGUCGGCCAAACUCUGGAUGUUCUUGAAGUCCAAGUGAAAGAACAAAAGAUACUUCAGAAUGAGAUUCAUCAGUGGAACCCGGAUAUGGAAAGUUUAAGCCGAUUGGCUGAUAAGGUGGCCAGUGACAAUCCUCACGAUGACAUAUUGCAGUUGAGGGAUAUAACCGAAGAAAUAUAUCAAAGAUAUAUGCAAUUAUCUUCACGUCUUCAAGCAAGAAGUAAAGCUUUGCAAAACGCAGUCAACUCCUUACAACAACUGGAUAAAGCUCUGGACAGGUUUCUCGCUUGGUUAUCAGAAGCAGAGUCAACUUUCGAAAUUCUCGAGUCUGAAGCAGAAAAGUAUGGUCUGCGAGAAGACAUGCAACAAGUCAGGGGAUGGCCAGAAAAAGUCAGAGAGCUCCAAAGGGAAAUCGAGAGCCAACGUGACCUACACUUGACCCUAAACGAACGAAGUGGUCAGCUUCUCCAGAGCUUCGAAAGCCAAGAUGACGCUCUGCUUUUGAGAAGGAAAUCGGAGGAGAUGAAUCAGAGAUGGAACGCCUUGCGUCUCAAAACUGUCUCUCUCAGAAAUCGUCUCGAGAAAAAUGCAGAGCAGUGGAAUCAAUUACUCCUUUCCUUACGAGAACUUACUGAAUGGGUUAUAAAAAAAGAAACCGAACUUGCCGCCCAACCUGCGCUUGGUGGCGACGUCACUAGUAUUCUUAAACAACAAGACGAACAUCGUGCGUUCCGCAGACAGCUAGACGACAAACGCCCUGUGAUCGAGAGUAGCCUUCUGGCGGGAAGACACUACAUUACUAAGGAACCACCGCUUUCAGACACCAGUGACUCAGAAGCCAAAGAUUACGAGACUGAAAGUAGGGGAUACCGUAGUGCAGAGGAACAAGCAAGGGAAAUUGCGCGCAGCAUCCGGAGAGAGGUUAAGAAGCUUUCGGAUAAGUGGAACGCUCUCUUGGCCCAUACUGAUCAGCGCCAUAAAUGGAUAGACGAUGUGUUAACAAAAAUGAAGAUGCUUCAAAGAACUAUGGAAGAAAUGAAUUCCAAUCUUCAAGCAGCAGAAGCAACCAAAGUCAAGUGGCCUCCAAUUUCCGAGUUUGUGUUAGAUCAAAUGCAAGAACACUUAAACGAGAUACAGAAUUUCAAAGAGCGGGUGGCACCUUUACAUCAGCAUUUAGAAGAAGUAAAUGAAGCUGCUGGUCGCAUAACUGGGUGCAAUGUUCUACUUUCUCACGCCAAUCUUAAUCGACUUGAAGAAUUGAACACUAGAUGGCGUCUCUUGCACUUGGCCAUAGAAGACCGACGUAAACAACUAGAGGGUUCCCUGAAAGAUCAAAGUUUGGCACAAAACUUUUUAAAUGCUUCAGUGGAUGAGCCAUGGGAAAGAGCUGUUUCAGGAAACAAAGUGCCUUACUACAUCAAUUCCUUAUCUUCAUCUAGUCACCUAAGUGAGACAACACACUGGGAUCAUCCAAAAAUGAUUGAGUUAAUGGAGUCAUUAGGUGAAUACAAUGAAGUCAGAUACUCUGCAUACAGGACUGCUAUGAAACUACGAACUGUGCAAAAACAGCUGUGUUUGGCUUUCCUGAACUUAAAUAACAUCAUCAAUGCGUUUGAUCAGCAUGGUCUUCGAGCUCAGAAUGAUAAGCUUAUCAGCAUCACAGAAAUGAUUACAUGUCUUUCAACAAUCUAUGAGAGUGUAUCCAGUGAACCAGGUUUUUUGGUCAACAAACCUCUAAGUAUAGACAUGUGUUUAAACUGGCUGUUGAAUUUGUUUGACACUUCAACUAGAACAGGCUAUAUUCGUAUCCUUUCCUUCAAAAUUGGUGUCAUACUUCUAUGUCAUGGAACCCUCGAGGACAAGUUUAGAUAUUUGUUCCGGCUGAUAGCAGAUGUAAAUGGUUGUGCUGAUGAACGUAAGCUUGGUCUUCUUCUUCAUGACUGUGUACAGAUUCCCAGGUUGCUGGGAGAAGUAGCUGCCUUUGGAGGAAGUAACAUUGAACCCAGUGUGCGAAGUUGUUUUGAAAAGGGAAAUAACAAGAAAGAAAUUCAAGUAACACAUUUCCUCAAUUGGCUCCAACAAGAACCCCAGUCUCUUGUGUGGCUUCCAGUUCUGCACAGACUUGUAGCUGCAGAGAAUGCCAAGCAUCAGGCCAAAUGUAACAUCUGUAAACAGUAUCCAAUUAUUGGAUUUAGAUACCGAUGCCUGAAGUGCUUCAAUUUUGACCUCUGCCAGAACUGUUUCUUCUCAGGAAGGAAAGCUAAAGGCCAUAAACUUUCUCAUCCCAUGCAUGAAUACUGUGUGAUAACUACUUCUGGAGAGGACAUGAGAGACUUCACAAGAAUAGUUCGUAAUAAAUUCAAAUCUAAACGCCAUUUUAAAAAACAUCAUCGGAUGGGUUAUCUUCCUGUUCAGACAGUUCUGGAAGGUGACGAUUUAGAAAGUCCAGCACCGUCUCCACAACAUGCAGUUUCUUCAAAAGAAAUGCAUUCCCGUUUAGAGCUGUAUGCUAACAGGCUUGCAGAAGUAGAAUUAUGUACACAGAAUGUCUCCACACCUGAUUCAAGUGAGGAUGAACACCAAUUGAUAGCUCAGUAUUGUCAAACACUUUCUGAAGAAAAUGUGCAAUCCAUUCCCCGAAGUCCAGCCCAAGUUUUGGCUGCUGUAGAUGCUGACCAUCAAAAAGAGUUAGAAACCAUGAUUCAUCAGCUGGAGGAAGAAAACAGAAACCUCCAUGCUGAGUUUGAGAUUCUCCAAGGAAAACAGGCUGUACAGGGAAUGUCACCUCCAACCACAGAUGAUGUUUGUGAUGAGACCUUAUACACUUCAAGUCGUAAUGAAGAAAUGUUGGCUGAGGCAAAGCUCCUUAGGCAACACAAAGGCCGACUUGAAGCCAGAAUGCAGAUACUAGAAGAUCACAAUUGUCAGUUGGAAGCCCAGCUGCAACGACUUCGAAAACUUUUGAAUGAGCCAUCGUCUGGUUCAUUACAUGGUAACUCAGUUUUGCUGCAGAGCACCCCUUACACAACUCCUCAAUCUUCUCUUCACCAUGGACGAAGCCAUUCUACUGACUAUACACCUCGGAGGAAUGGUGUUGCCUCAGAGCCAGGAAAUCAUUUAGCUGCAAGAUCAACUGGAGUAGACAGUCUGUUCCAUAUGGCAGGUAGUCUGGGCAAAGCUGUUGGUUCAUUAGUUAAUGUGAUGACAGAUGAUGAGGAAAAUGGAUCAGAAGAAGAAAUUAAACACUGACAAUAGUUUGCAUUAUGUUUUUGUUCAGAUAUUUCAGUUGUAUGACUUACUUAAAAAAUGCAGAGUAAAAACACCAAACUUUGUUUUAAGUUAAAGGGAGGGGCCAAAUUUGAAGCAUGAGCAGAUAGUUUUUUUUAUAUUGAACUGUACCUGGGUGGAAGGUAAAGUUUUCAUUACUUCCAAGAGCAGUAAAUCGUUGAUGUCCCCCCUAUCUAUCUUUUCUUCAAAGCUGCUUUGCUGUCAGUUUACUACAGUGUAACUAGAUGUGUAGGAGAAGAGGUCAAAUUCUUCCAUUAUGAAUUUUGUAUUCAGGAUUAAUAUCAUGUCAAACCUUCUGCAAUGGCUCACAUUUCAAUUUUAACUCUUUUUGAAUUUAUGAACUUUUUUAAAGCAAUUUCAUAAACUUUUGAAUGUUCCAUAAAAAUUUCAUGUAUGAUAACACUGUCAUCAAGAUUUUUUUUUGUACUUAGCAUUAUCUCAUUACAGGACUAUUAAAUGUAUUAGAAUCACUAUUAGAUUUUGAUUUAUACAUUAAAAAAAUGUAGAAAAUAUUUUAACCAGCUUUGUACUGUUACAAUUUUAAUAUUCAUAAAGAUUGACCUUUAUAUCUGUAAAGGAACACAAACUUUCAGCAAAUCCAAUCACUCUAGUUUUUUAAUGUAUUUCAUAAAAAAAGAAAUACAGGUUUUAUCAAAGUUUUCAUAAAAAAACAGCAUAGUUUACUAUUAAGUGGUAUAUCAUGAUGGUAUUAAGACUUAGAUGACUCUCCAUAAAAUUAAUAAUUUCAUUGGGUCAGUUAUGUUGUAAACUUUGUAUUACAACUUUAAUCAAUAAAAUAUGUCACCACUAGUGUGGUAAGACAUUUACAAA